Messenger RNA from Salvelinus namaycush (lake trout), 1167 nucleotides. Its product is annotated as SH3 and cysteine-rich domain-containing protein 2-like. Gene Ontology annotation, cellular component: extrinsic component of cytoplasmic side of plasma membrane. NCBI's taxonomy places the organism in Eukaryota, Metazoa, Chordata, Actinopteri, Salmoniformes, Salmonidae. Gene Ontology annotation, biological process: positive regulation of protein localization to plasma membrane; skeletal muscle contraction; positive regulation of voltage-gated calcium channel activity. The transcript has 10 exons. The record is from RefSeq and is a predicted model, not a curated record. Gene Ontology annotation, molecular function: protein binding. The coding region runs from base 34 to 1167 and encodes 377 amino acids.
CGUCUGAAGCGCACCCUCUCCUUUAAGACCCUGAUGCGCAGUAAGAGUGUAGAGAACUUCUUCCAGAGGUCCUACAGUGACGCCCGUCUCCCCCCAGACUUCAUCACCGACCCGCCGCCCCCCUCCCCGCCCCCUGGCUCUCCCCUCGCCAGUGAACGCUCACCCUCCCUCUCUCCGUCACUCAGCCCCAACCCCUCCCUCUGCUCCCACUCCCCGUCUCUAAGCCCCUCCCCCUCGCUGUCUUCCAAGGCCCCGCCCCCACCCCACCUGACGCAGGUGACCCACUGCUUCCAGGAGCACGUGUUCCGCAAGCCCACCCACUGCCAGCUCUGCAAGCACCUGAUCGUGGGUAACUCUAAACAGGGUCUUCGGUGUAAAACCUGUAAGAUGGGUGCUCACCUGUGGUGCACCUCAGAAUUGUCCCAGCAGCCCUGCAAUGGAAAGUCUGGGGUCGGGGCCUUCAAGCGGAACUUCAGCUCUCCCAUGCUGGUCAACGAACAGCUGGCUGUCGUCAAGGAGGUGCAGCCCACCCAAGGGGCAGGCCGGGGGCGUGGGGUGGAUCCUAUUUACGCAGCCCUGCGCUACGGGACGUCCCUGGCACAGAUGAGCCGCUCCAGUUUUGGGAGCGUGUCCGAGUCGCCCACGCACAGCCAGGGUGAAGGAGGGGAAGGAGGAGAGGAGGGGGAGCAGAGGCAGUACAGCAUGGAGGAGGAGAUGCCACAGGAGACAGGGGAUCUGCCUCAGUGUGAAAACGAGAAGGCUGAACCAGAGGAUUCUGUGUCCAUCCAGGUUCCCAAGCGUAUUGAGGUCCACUCGAUCCACACGUAUGUAGCGCUCUACAAGUUCCUGCCUCAGGAGCACAACGACCUCGGACUGGAGCCUGGUGAUCGGGUGCUGGUCACUGAUGAUUCUAAUGAAGAGUGGUGGAAGGGAAAGAGUGGAGACAAGGUGGGCUUCUUCCCUGCUAACUUCGUCCAGAGGGUGCGUCCAGGGGAGAGGGUGUGGAGGGUCACCCAGCCUGUCCCUGCCAGCCGAGGGAUGGGCCACAUGCCAGUGAAGGAGGAUCAGAUCUGUGUGGGGAAGAGUGAGGACAGUGAGGGUUUCCUGAAGCUGAGCAGUGGAAAGAAGAGAGGACUGGUCCCUGCUAAAUCCAUUGAGGAGAUCUAA